GUUAUCUUUUUUUCUACUUUCGCGUCUUCUCAUGUGUUUACGAUAUGUGCGCCGAAAUCUGAGAUAAUCUGAAAUAAGAAAAGAAACUCUCUAGUCUCAUGAGUAAUACUAAGCAAGGAUUCAUUGCUGUUCAUGUGGGUGCUGGACAACACUCCAUAUCUCUUAAAGAAAAAUAUCAAAAGUUAUGUCACGAAGCAUGCAAAGUGGGAGCUCAAUGUUUGAGAUCAAGUGGCAAUGCAUUGGAUGCAGUGGUAGAAACAGUGAUGGUACUGGAAGAUUCUCCUAUGACAAAUGCUGGAUUUGGAUCAAAUCUCACCUUGAAUGGAACAGUAGAAUGCGAUGCGAGUGUGAUGGAUGGCACUAAUUUGCAGUACGGUGCGAUUGGUGCAGUUAGUGGAAUUAAAAAUCCAGUUAUAUUGGCGAAGCGUUUGUGUGAACAGCAAUCUAUUAAGUUUGCAUAUGGUCGAAUUCCACCUAGCUUUUUAGUUGGAGAUGGUGCGCAUAUUUGGGCACACGAGAUGGGCAUACAAACAUUACCACCAGAACAAUUAAUAUCAGUAAGAGCUCAGAAAAUAUACAAACACUAUAAAAGAAAAGUGGAGGACUGCAGUGUGGAGAUUCAAAAGUGUGCUAAGAAAAGGAUGGAUACAGUAGGUGCAAUAUGUGUUGAUGAUGAUGGAAAUAUUGCUGCGGCUUGCUCGAGUGGCGGUAUAAUUCUGAAAUAUCCUGGAAGAGUUGGGCAGGCUGGAGUGUGGGGCUGCGGUGCCUGGGCUUGCAAGGAUGCCUCUUAUUCGGUGGGCGCCAGCACGUCAGGUUGCGGGGAACAUCUUGUGCGCACCUCGUUAGCUCGUACAGUUGCCGAAGCUAUCUCGAACACCUCUUGUCCGACUACGAGUUUGCAUCGGGCGAUGAACGUAGAUUUUAUCGAUUCGAAAUUUCUCUACGGACUCGAACAGAAACUCGGCGGCGUCAUCGCGGUACGUUAUUCGCCGGAAGAGGGACUGGGCGAUUUUCUCUGGAGUCAUUCCACGAAUUCCAUGAUAAUAGGCUACAUGAAUACAUGUCAACGUGCACCAGUGAGCUACAUGUCAGCCUUACCAGCGCACGAAGUAGGUAAGAAAGCUGUUGUUGAAGGUGUUUGCUUCAAACUGAAAUCUAAAUGAGAUUAUAUACAUCAUCAGAUAUAAAGUUUUUGUAAAAAAAAUUAACUUUUAUAGCCUAAAAUACUUUAUAUACCAAAUUUUUAUACGGAUCAGCGCUAAUUUGUUUAAUGAAAUUCACACAUAAUAUAAUAGUACUGCCAGGUUGAAUCAUUUUACAUAAUCACAAUUUUGUGAGAUACACGUAUUUUCCUAAAUUUUUAACUUGUACAUACAAACAUAAUAAAUUCCGAUGAAACAGUUUGAAAUAA
Molecule: messenger RNA, 1411 nt
Organism: Nylanderia fulva
Lineage: Eukaryota; Metazoa; Arthropoda; Insecta; Hymenoptera; Formicidae
Gene: Tasp1
Product: Taspase 1
Biological process (GO): protein maturation
Cellular component (GO): cytoplasm
Molecular function (GO): threonine-type endopeptidase activity
Source: RefSeq, a predicted model, not a curated record